CACAAAAGGAACAUUUAAUACUUCGUCGAAAACACUCAGGAUUUCUCAGGGAAAAAAUGUUUGUCUUUUGCUAAAACGCGAAUAAUAGUUCUAUCAUUAGUAUACUUAUAUCAUAUUAGUGUAUUGUACUUGACUACUUGUCAUUAGUUUCUGGAAACUGUUAGGUAUGUGUUUACGACUAAUUGUCUUAGUAUGCUCACUAUGGUAUGCUCUAAAAUGAAAAAGGAAAGGGGGAAAGGAAAAUUAAAAUAUAAAAUAUAAAAAGUGUAUUUUUCAAAAAAAAAUUGCAAAAAGGGACUGGCACUACCUACAAAGCACGGCUUCAAUCCCCCCCCCCCCUGAGUUCCUCUGAGUUAGCCUUACAGCUUACUUAUAUAGUUCAAUGGAGAACCCAGGCUUGCCCGAUUUUAGGGACCGCCUGCCAUGCAGGCUAAGAGCAAAAGGGAACUUCAACUUCAAUGAACUGUGAAUGAACGAAGUUUAUAUUUCAGCAUGACGUCGAAAUAUUUUGAAAGAAGUCGUUUUGUUGCCGUUUUUGUUGUGUUUUCGCAACUAAUGUUAAGCGAAUCCGUUUCUCUUAACGGAACCAAUCUUAGAAAUGUUGAAGCACUGAUGAACAAGAAUAUUAAUAAAGGUAAACUAGUCUUUUUAUGAAGAUAUUAAAAUGUCAAGGAAGUUUUAUAAUUUAAUUUGCUAUUUUGCUUGCUAACCUUCUGACGCAUAGAACAUUUAUAAACAUUCGCAUAGUUUUACAUAAAGCAUAUUUAGCUUUCAUAAAAAGCAUGGCUUAUCCAAAUUUGUUAGCAUACGAGCUAAAAAUAUGAAUAAAAUCUCAAAAAAAUUUUCCGGACAUACCAAAAAUUUUCCGGAUAUAUAAUAUUUUUCUCGGAAAUGAAAAAAAUUUCCUUGAAAUAACAUAGAUUCAAGUUUUCAAAUGAAAAAAGGCAAACUUUAUGAAAAUAUUUCAUGCAAAAAAGGGCACUUUGUUCCCAGAAAAAGGGCACUUGACAAAAGUUGGGGGGUCUGCCCCCCCCCCCCGGUUCCUACGCCCCUGACUGGAACAAAAGAUCACAAUUUUGCAAUAAUACCGAUCAGUCUACUAACUUUAGGGGCAAUAUACCCAAUAUGGUAUUUCCAAGAAAGGUUACAAUUUAUUAAAAUGCCAAGAUAUUUAAUAUGAUUUUUACGUUCUAAGGAAACAUACAUUUUUGAGUGAAUAUCAUAAAUUUUCAGAUCCACCACAUAAUCUGUCCGUUUUUGAUAAGGAUGAAAAAUAAUGUAGUUAGAUUUAUAAUUAAUAUUCAAAGACAAUUUGUUCGCUAUUAACCAGCUAUGAAUUUUAGAAAGUUCAGUGUUAACAACGAUUUCUAAGGAUUUUAAAUUUUUAUCAGCAUAUAUCAAAUUUGUAGCAUCAGCAAACAAGUAAAACUUCAGCUUUUCUGAAGAGUUAUAAAUGUCAUUUAUAUAGAUUAAGAAAAGCAAAGGUCCUAAGAUUGACCCCUGAGGAAUGCCAGACAAGGUUUCUUCUUCGGCAGAUAUGUUUUGGCAAAUUUGUGUUAUUUGCAUACAACUUUAAUAAAUAUGCAGAUGAAAACCAGUCAUUUACAACACCUCUAAUUCCAUAAUGUUGAUGAAAGCAAGUCAUUUACUACACCUCUAAUUCCAUAAUUCAAAGGUUAUGAAUAUAUAAAUGCAUUAGUGACCAUUGUUUUCUUUUGUGUUUUCCCAACUAAGCAACUGCACUUCUUCAUAUAAAUGUAUAUUAUGUGUCUUGCCAUCGUAUACCCCUGCAGUGAUACAACAAAAUCAACCGGAAAUGGCGGUUGUGUUACCGCAAUAUGUGUCAUAGGCAUAUAGCAAUGCUGAAAUACACAAAGCUUUUGUGUGGUUUAUUUAUUUAUUAACUUUACAUUCAUAGAAAAGUAUAACAAUGAUUGAAGUUAUAGUCAACAGGCAUGAGUUCCAUGUGAGGCGAGACUUUUUUUAUUUAUUGGAAAAAAACAGGUAGGUCGGUCGGAAAAAACCCAACAAAACACACUAAGUAUAAAUGAGAACCAAAUUUAAUAAUCUCUGUUAAAUUUCUUAACGAGUCAAGGUUUACUUGGCCUGUACUUCAUGUCAGAACCCCAAAUUAACUAAAAUUGUUGACAUCCAAAUUUAUUAUUUUUACUUUUUACUUUCUCAAUAUUAUGGUCGGCAGAUCUGUGAAUCAAUGAAUAAAAAAAGUCUCGCCUGAAGACCAACAUAAGAAAACACAAAAGAAAACAAUGGCAAUGCAUAUUUAUAUUCAUAACUGACUGAAAAGUGAAAUUUUGUACUGUAUUUACAGGGUUUUUUGUUUUGAUGAAACACACUAACCUUAUGAUUGCUCCCAUCUUCAUCCAAAGUGAAACCCUCAAUUUAAAACGUAACCCUAAAAAGCGGCGAGUGUAAUUUUUGGAAAAAAUGUCGCUUGUAAUUUAAUAUUGCAUUGAAAAAAACGCUGCAUGUAUAAAUUGUUGCAUUGAAAAAACGUCGUGUGUAAUUGUUGCUUUGAAAAAAGCGUUGUAUGUAAUUUUGAGGGAAAAAAUGGCAAGUGUAAUUUUGAAUAAAAAAACCAAUGGCUAGGUUCUAGAAUACCCUGCCACUGCGUUUAGCUGUGUGUUAGGGGUUAGGUUAGGGUUAGGUCAGUGGCGGGGUAUUCUAGAAUUGCUCCAAUAACUAAAUUUGCUACACGCGGGUUGUAUUUUUGAUAAGUCAUUUAUGUGUGUACAGUGCAAGCUGUUUUUUUUAUAAAUGAUAAGAUUUGUUUUGUGCAGCUUGCAAGAGAUUUUUGUUGCAUGUGGAAAAUUUGUAUUACGAAAGUCACCGAACUGUGGAAUCGCAUAAAAAAUUUGUAUAUAUCGACCACUCCCACAAACGUCUACGACCGCGCCUACAUAUUUUUGCAUGUUUACAAUUCUAAUUUUAAACAGCCAAUCGACAUAUAAUUGCAAUUAUUACCAAGAACCUGAUUGGCUGUUCAAAAUUAGAAUUGUAAACAUGCAAAACUAUGUAGGCGCGGUCGUAGAUGUUUGUGGGAGUGGUCGAUAUACAAAUUUGUUAUGCGAUUCCACAGUUCGGUGACUUUUGUAAUAUUAGUUAUUAUAGCCUAGUUUUUAAUGACAUUUCUUUGUUCACAGUAUAACUGGAUCAAGUUGUUUGACAGUCUAGCAUUGUUACUGAUAAAAGAUUUUAGAGCUAGGAAGCUUAAAUCAAAAAGCUUCCCAGUCAUAUAAACAUUGAUAUAAACUGUCUGAGAAACCAGCAUUUUGGUCCCCCUGACCCAUCCAGUUUUCAUGUUUCUUACUCUUGGCACUGACCUGCGAAGGUUCUCGCAUUUUGCGUGAAAGUUACGCAUUCUGCUUUUGUUCCCGCUGUCCCACAUGCAUAACUAAAAUGAUCUUAAAGUUACGCAUUUUUACCAUUAUAUGAAGCUUAAUCCCACUUUUUGUACAAUAACUCAUUGACAACGCUUUGUACAAGCGUAGAAUUAGAGUUAACAACGUUAGAAUUAGCGUCAGACGCAUCAUGGCCUGCAGUACAUGGCCAAACAUGCAUUCUGACGAUUUCCGACGAUUUUCAUGCUUUCUGGAGACUCCAAAUUUCCAAAAUUUUCUCAAUUUUCCUCACAUUAAACUGCACGUAAUACUUUCAUAUUGAUCAGUAGUUAUUUUAGUUAUCUUCAUUGUCAGGCAGUAGUAAAACAUUGAAAUCUUGGGUAGGAAAGACUCUAAAAUGCUAUUUCCUAUGGUCUAGAGAAUUCAAAUUUUCAAAAUUUUUGCUCGGCGCCACCAUGAUGGCGCCUCAUGGGCGACGCAAAAUCAGGUGAAUUGAAACAAUUCAGGCAGUAAAUCUAACCUCCCCCACCCCCCAAAGGCAAAGUCCUCGCAACGGCCCUGGUCACACAUUCUUAUCUUCCGAACUUGGCAGGUCUGUCUUGGGCAGAUCCUACCAAACCUCGUGUAGUCCUGAAAGGAAAAGAUCAAGAAGGAAUGACGUACAAGUUGACACAUGAUGAGAGAUGUAGAGAAGAUAUUGAAGACUAUUGUGCCCAAGAAUCUCGUAAAGCAGGGAACUAUGAUCUUCUCUUGUGCUUGCAAAACCAAAUUAAGGUACGGUACUAAUGUCAGAAAUUCUCAAAAUGCGACAUGAUGUGGUAAAAACCCACACAAAAGAGCCACUAAUUUUUCAUGUCAGGCUGAAGUGGUUCUUAUAUAACAGGUAAUAUAUCUUACAUGUCUCAUAAAAUAGAAUACUACUAUAAACAUAUUUAUUUUUAGGAAGAUGAAUUAUCUGAUGAGUGUCAUCAGGUAUGUUUGUCAAUGCUAAAUAAAAAUCAAACUUAUAUAUAGUAUAUUGAACUUUAAUCUACAAGGAUCUCAUUUACCCAUUCAUGUACUUUAAAAUAUGAUAGCCUCUGCCAUGAGGUUUUGUUUUCAUCCAUGUUUGUAUGUGUGUCAGCAUAAAUAUCAAACAUAUUAAUACCAGCAAUGGAUUUACUGACUGGGGGUGCACCCCUAGCCCUGGCCAGAGGGGGUGCAGGGGGUGCUAUUUUUCAUGAUAAAGCAAAAAAUAUUAGAGACAAAAUGAAAUACAGUACUUUGAGUAUGACGAUAUUAAGCAAACUUGAACAACAAUUACAAUUCAAAUACAGUAGUCAAGCAAGACUUUGCAGUAAUCACUAGUCAAGCAAGUUGAUGGGUGGGCAGCGGACAUGAUGGACACAACUCGGCACCAGAGCUGGCAGAGCACCCCCCCCCCCCUACCAGAUCAUGCUGAAUGCAUCCCUGAUUAAUACAAAAAAUUGUGACAGUGAUGAAAUUUUGGUUAAAUUUGGAUGGAAAUUAAAUUUGAUGAGAAAUUAGGGAAAGUUGUCUUGCUUUGCCGGGCAGUGUGAAUUGAAUGCAUAAUUAGCUCAUUGUAUAAGUUAUGCAUGCAGAUACAUAAAUUAAUUUGCUGGUGGAGGUAUACAGUCUCCAAAUUUUGUUUUAUAUUUGUUUUAAAUGAAAUUAUAACUUAACCAAGUCUAAACCAUUUUAUAAUUGUGAUUUUGUGUAGGCCAUAUGGGAGUACAAGACCAAGCUUGUUCACAACCCUGUGUUUGAAGCACCAGUGAUUGAUAUUUGUAGAGAUGAUUGGCAAAAAGUUAGUUCUUGUUGUUUUGUUUGAAAUCUCCAUUCCCCCAAGCUGUUGUAAAAUAGAAUAUUGGUAAUCGGUAUCGGCCAAAAUCGGCCUUGAAUAUUAAUUAUAUACUAUAAAAUGUUGACAAUUACUACAAAAGACAACUGUUUUCAGCAAUUUCAGGAUGUUUAAAUUUCCAAUAAUUUUUGAUACUUCAUUCCUUACAGAUUGAUGAGUGUAAAGCUAUACAGCCAAACACAGGUGAUCUUGUACUAUGUCUUGUCGGAAACAAAGAUGGCAUUCAAAAUGCAAGGUGUAAACAUAUUGUCAAUAAACUGGCACAAAUAGUGUUCACUGACUACAGGCUGUUGAAAAAUUUCUAUAAAGAUUGCACAGCUGAUGUAAAGAAGUUUCAGUGUUCGAUGGAGGAGGGUGUAAGUACUAUAAUUAUUAUAAUUAUUGUAACUGGUGGUAGAAUAUAUUUAAAAUAAAGAUAUAUGCGAAAGUGAAUAUUUGCCUACUUGGCAAACAAUGAAUUCUGCAAUGUUAUCCUUACAAAAGGAAGUUUGGCAGAGUGAAUACAAAAUUCGGAGUUUGUUUUGUACUAUUUUGUAAAAUUAUGGACAGGUCAUAUAUUUUGGUCAUAAAGCCUGGUGUGCACAAUGCGAUUUUAGUGGAAUCUAUGUGGAAUCUAUUUGGUCGAGUAUUUGGUUGAAAUAACAGAUAAAAAUCGGAACACACUGCAACUGGAACAUAUUGGCAAACUAAAAUCGCUUAAAAAUGACACCACCAAGGAUUUCAUUGAUUUUAAUUGACCCAUUAAAAUCACAUUGUGUGCGCCUGGCUUAAGAUUGUCGUAUUUUCCCAGGAUCAACACACGCAAGGAUCAACGCUUGAAUGUCUAGAAGACAACGAAGCAAACCUCACAGCCAAAUGUCGUCAUAGAGUUCUUCGUGUGGCUGAGCUGCAAAGUGAUGACUACCAUAUGAACAGAGCUCUAUAUUAUGCCUGUAGAGAUGACAGAGAGCAUUUCUGUCCUUCGGUUGAGUCUGGACAAGGCAGAGUGUAUGCUUGUCUAAUGAAGAAAAAAUUCCAUCCUGAGAUGUCGA
Paramuricea clavata is the source of this 6251-nucleotide messenger RNA. The record is from the annotation of a GenBank genome assembly. NCBI's taxonomy places the organism in Eukaryota, Metazoa, Cnidaria, Anthozoa, Malacalcyonacea, Plexauridae.